Molecule: messenger RNA, 7001 nt
Organism: Ahaetulla prasina
Lineage: Eukaryota; Metazoa; Chordata; Lepidosauria; Squamata; Colubridae
Gene: CERS6
Product: ceramide synthase 6
Exons: 10
Coding region: 189-1340 (383 amino acids)
Biological process (GO): ceramide biosynthetic process
Cellular component (GO): membrane
Molecular function (GO): DNA binding; sphingosine N-acyltransferase activity
Source: RefSeq, a predicted model, not a curated record
UGCCGCUCAAGGGAGGGGUUUAGAAUAGAAUCCAUAGCGCUGACCGGCCAGAUUCAAGGCACAUUAAGCUCGCCGGGCACCCGCGCGCGCCUGAGCAUCUUCGGCGGCGGCGGCGGCGGCAAGCGAGGAGCAAAGCAAAAAAAAAGAAGAAGGUGGGGGUGGGAGAAGCUGAGCCAGACAAAGCAAAGAUGGCAGGGAUCCUGGCUUGGUUCUGGAACGAGAGGUUUUGGCUGCCCCACAAUGUCACUUGGGCGGAUCUGAAGAACACCGAAGAAGCCACCUUCCCUCAGGUGGAGGACCUCUACUUAGCCUUUCCCCUGGCCUUCUGCAUCUUCAUGAUCCGCAUGCUUUUCGAAAGGUUUAUAGCUAAGCCGUGUGCCUUAGGCUUAAAAGUCCAAGCCAAUGGACCACAGAAGGCUCAGCCUAAUGCUAUUCUUGAAAAAGUCUUCACUGCCAUCACAAAGCAUCCAGACGAGAAGAGGCUGGAAGGGCUAUCCAAGCAGCUAGACUGGGAUGUGCGCAGUAUUCAGCGUUGGUUUCGACAGAGACGCAAUCAGGAAAAACCAAGCAUUCUUAGGAAGUUCUGCGAAAGCCUGUGGAGAUUUACAUUUUAUCUUUACAUAUUCACCUAUGGAUCCCGGAUCUUAAAAAAGAGUUCUUGGCUGUGGAACACAAAGCAGUGCUGGAUUGGUUACCCAUAUCAGCCAUUGAUGCCUGAGAUUCAUUACUACUAUAUACUUGAACUGGCAUUCUAUUGGUCUGUAAUGUUUUCUCAGUUCAUUGACAUCAAAAGAAAGGAUUUUAGCAUCAUGUUUACACAUCAUAUUGUGGCAGUCAUAUUACUAAUUAUCUCUUACGUAGUCAACUUCACACGAGUUGGAACUCUGGCUUUGUGUCUUCAUGAUGUGGUUGAUGUCGUGCUGGAGGCAGCCAAAAUGGCAAACUACUGCAAGUUUCAAAAACUCUGCGAUUUCCUCUUCCUUAUGUUUGCUAUUAUUUUCAUUAUUACUAGGCUUGGAAUAUAUCCUUUAUGGGUACUCAACACUGUAUUCUUCGAACUGCCUGAAAUUGUUGGUGGUUUUCCUGGUUUAUCAAUCUUUGUCAUUUUACUUUUGAUACUUCAAAUUCUCCACUGCUUUUGGUCCUAUUUAAUAAUAAAGGCAGCCUAUAAAGCUGUUUUGAAAGGCAAGACAAAGGAUGACCGAAGUGAUGUUGAGUCCAGUUCAGAUGAGGAAACCUCCACUCUUCAAUCAAGGACCUCCCACAGCUCAGCUACCAUCAAUGGGACAAAUGGAACAAACGGGUAUCUCACUGGUAGCAACUCUGCAGAGGAAUAUUAAUCCUUGGAGUAUACACUGCUACACGAACUGUUUGCUACAGAAAACAAAUAAGUUGUGAAUGCAGGAUUUGAUUUUUUUUUUUCUCUCUCUCUCUCUCUGUUCUUGUUUCCUUCUUUUUUUGUGUGUGGGGGAUUUAAGUCUCAGAAAAAUUAUCUACACACACUUGGAAUAUUUAAAGCUUCUAUUACCACACUGCUUUAUUUCCUGUUUGUAAAUGACAGCGCCACAUGAUUUUCUGUAUGUAGGCAUGCUGUAUCUAUCUAUCUAUCUAUAUAGCUGACCAGAUGGGAGCAGUAUUUUCUUCAGUAGUUUUUGAGUAUUAUUUAUUUUAUAUCUUACUUUGAGAUGACUUCCAAAUGAAAAAGAAAACUUCCUCAAGAUUCUCUUUUGGACUUCAUUAGGGUUAAAGGUUGCCAGGUUAAAGAUGGGGUUUCUUUUGUGCUUGGUUUCUCUAGCCAGUAUUCUGAUAUUGUAGUUGCCUGCUAAGAUUUCACUUAUUGCAAAAUCACACAAGUUUAUGACUCUUUCUAGAUAUUUUUUUUAAUGAGAGGGAAGUUUCUUUUUGCUGAAAGAUGCUGACUUUAGAAUUUGCUGAUACAAUCACAAUUGUCAUUUCCCGUCAUUUUAAAAUGUUAUCUUGAUAGUUUUAUGUAACAGAGUCAGUUUGAACAUUCAUUCUCAUUCACUAUAUGUGCUAUAAGAACACAUUUUUUAAUCGAUUUAACCAGCCACCAUACACUAACUUAGUGGCAAAUUUGAUUUGGCUUCCAGCCAAAUGAACUAACUCAUCUUCAACAUAGGUCCUAUCUUGCAGAUUACCUCAAAUUUUCUGUUUGGAUCCAUUUUUCAAGCAGGUGCAAUCAAACUGGUGUUAUAAACACUAGCUUAUAAUAAUUGUAAUAUUUAUUUCUUGCUUUUCCUUUCUUAUUAUUUACGAUAUUCAUUUCCUUCCCUCAGUAGCCCUUCCAGUUGUUCAAAAAUGCUGUUUAGAGUCUGAUCAAACCAUCCCAUUGCCUCAUCUUGCACAUCAGCAACACCUGAGCUGGGAUGAUUCAAUCAAUGACUAAUCUGUCCAGGGUUCUUUUGUUUCUAGUCCUUCCAGUCAGCCCAGAGUUGGCUGGGAGACUGUCACUCCUUUCCCAGCUUUACCUUUAUUUAUAUAUUUAUUUAGCUGAGGUGAAAACUACACCUGGCACAGGUAGAAUCAGCACCACUAUAGACAAGUCAGGGGGGAUUGUAUCCCACAUGCGUUCCUGAGAAUUAUUAUUUUUUUUACACAAACUCACCUUUGCAAGAGAGUGAAACCAGGCUCUUCUAGAGCAGGGGUCUCCAACCUUGGUCCCUUUAAGACUUGCAAAGCUGGCUGAGGGACUUUGGGAGUUGAAGUCCGCAAGUCUUAAAGGGAUCAAGGUUGGAGACCCCUGUUCUAGAACUUUCUGUGUUGCAGAAGGCAGAGCAGUCAGAGUUACACACACACACACACACACACACACACACACACACGCAUUAUCUUUAUAGCUGUAUUAUAGAAAAAAAUAUCUUAGGGUUAGAGACCUUGAUAGUCAAGGAAGUGGGGGAGAGGGAUUUAUUUUCUUUUUUUCUUAAGUAGAAAUGCACUCACAAAUAGGGCUUCCACCCAAAGUUUGGAGAUACUUAGUUUCAACUCCAGCAGAACUUACAGUGAUCAAGGAUAGCCCCAACCAACUUGGUAGCCUUUUUUAUUUUUUUGGGAGGGCUCUUGGGCUGUUGUGAGUAAGGGUGGGGAAUCCGUUUUGCCAGUUAGUUGCACAGGCCACAUCUGGAACAAAUGGAAUGACUUUCACGCCGAUGCUUUUUAAAAACUAUUUUAGAAGAUAUACAUUUGCUUGGCCACCUGCGCCAAAGUUAGUAUGGAAAGAUCUAGCACAAAGGAAAGAACAGAAACUGGAAGAAGAAUGUCUUUCCAGAAAUAACGUGGGCUCUAGAGGCAUGAUGUAGAGGAGAGACCGAAUUAUCCAUAUGGCUAGUUUCGAUGGAUCACAGUAAAAUGCCCAAUUUUUACAUUUACUGUUGAUGUGACAAGACAGGUGGCUCAUUUGAAUGGGUAUUAUCUUACCAAAAACCUCCUGCUUAAGAGGCACUUGCUUUCAGUUUAAAUGAGCCAGAAAUUAAUUGUAAGCCAGUUUGGGAAGGUGGUCUGUUUUAUGUUUUUGAUUGUUUAGUUUUUUGUUUUUUGCUCCUGCAUAUCUGCAGCUUGAGAAAAGUUGUAUAGUAUUUUAUCUGGCUUUAUUAUAUGGGAAGAGCUUUGGAGGAAAAAAGAAGACAAAAUAAUUAGCUGCCCCGAUUACAAUUUAUAUGAAAAAAGAGUUCAUAUGACUGUUUCUGACACCAACCCAGGUGGUAUUUUCUGUUUUCCCAAUGGAUGUAGGGAUGCUGGUUCCAAUCUUCCAGAUGUUUUGAUUUGUUGCACAGAUCUCAAGAUAUCUUAAGUCUUGAGCUGGACUCUGGUCGCUUGACUGUUCUGUGCAAAUACAUUGGCAAAAAACAAACAAGCAGUCACUUGCGUGACUAAAAAUCUCUUGAAAUGCAAAUAUGGUAAACAUUCACUUAUGUUUUCUACAUAAUCCAUCAAGAGUCCUGCCCUCAAGAUUUAAGAAAGGGGAAAUUAACAGUAUUAAUACCCUCCUGGAUAUCAAUUAAAAUUUAAUUUGUCCCAGAGUUUCUAUUUUUAUUUCUAUACUGUCAUUCCAAAGCUGUCACCCUUUGACUCAAGCUCAACUCUUUGAUUCUAGGCUGAAGUAGAGGUAGAUUAAGCAGGUAGAUUACAAGGGCCAGACAAAUAACAGGACCUGAGUUGUGAUAAAGUAAGAUGGUCAAAAUAAAUACGCGUUUGAUGUUCUUUCAGUUAGAUAAUAUUGAAAUAUUUCAUAACAUUGAAAGAUAAUAUUGAAAGCGAACACUAAUUCGGAGAGUUGGCCUGUUUAACCCCAUGUCCUUAUAAAAGUUGCAAUUAGAUAAAUAAAAGAAAGGGGCUCCAGCUUCACUAGUUGGCACCUCAGAAACUAGAAAAGUGUUAGAUAGUAUGGGUGUUAAGGCUACAAAAUAUAAGGCGACAGUGUUAAGUCACAGGAAAAUUGGUCUCUUUCAAUACCGUGAAGACUCCACUGAAAAGACGCCCCUUCUUGCACACUAGGGCUUGUAAGAAAACGGGGGUAGUGUUCACAUGUAUGUAAGUUCAAUAUUCACCUAUGAUUGUGCCUGCAAAGAGCCCAAGUCAAAAUAAGGAAUUAUUCCCAGGAAGAUUUCCUAGAAUCCAUCUGAUAUUCCUUUGCCUCUAACAGUAUUUUCUCAUGUAGCUUCUUUAUUUAAAAAAAAAAAAGUUUAAAAGGUCUUAUUUGUAAAAGCUGUUUGGUCCCUUUUUGCACUAGAGUAAGAAAUGCAGUGGCUGGAGUGUGUAGAAUAGCAAAAAAAAAUUGAAGAAAACUCUCUGGGAGUUAGUAGCCUUUAGAUUGACUGAAUGUUUUAGUAGCCAGCCCUGGAGUAGUGAAGUAAGAUCUAUAGUUGUGUGCAUUUAUUCUGUUAUCAAAUAACAAUGGAACGCACUACAAUAAGUAACGGUGUGUUUUUUUAAAAAGAAAGAAAGAAAAGAAAAAGAUUGGCUACACACCUGAAGGCGAAAGUCUCUUUGGUAUACAUCCAGUUAAGUUGGAAGUGUGACGCCUUACCUGCAGUUUCAAUCCAAACUGUAGAGUGCCAGAUUAAAAAUGCCAAAAAGAAAUAAUACAUGUAUCUGUUGUCAUUUUUGAGUUGGUUCAGUGGAUUUCUCAUUCGUUGCCUCUUUGAUGCAGAAUGCCAUUUCUUGUAGGACUGGUUUACCUAAGAUCCAAGAUAGAGGUCUGGGUUGACUUUAUCUUUGCACUCAUCUUGUCAUGCAGACAACUUACACAGACAACUUGCUCCUUUUCUCUCUCAUUCCCCCCCCCCCAAAUUCUGCCAUUUUUAAAUAGUACCCUUAAUUGGAGCUUAAUCACGUGCAUUGGUUCAUUCGGAAAAUUUAUAUACAAUGGAGGGAAAAGUGCAUACGUUCCAGAAUUCACUUCCUCUCUCUUCCUUGCACAUCCCACAAUCAAAAAUACGCCUUCUUCUGUGAAAUAGUCUCCAUUUUGUUUUAAGGAGAAAAUAUUGGCUAUUAGUUGCUAAUGACAUCAAACUAUGAGGCAUUCUUCUGAGAAGCAUUAAUAUGUGUUUUCCUCCCUACUCCUGUCAUAUGCUGAAGCGGGCUUCUUCCUUAUAUCUGAUAUAUGGAGGUAGGUCCCUUUCGUCUUUUAGCAGAAUAAAAGCUUGAUUUGGGGUUAUUAGAGAAGGAGCUUAACCAUUCAUUUCCACACAUUAUCAAAUACAUUUCUAAGAGUGAUCCUGGAGGACCUUCUUCAGACUGAUGGCCUGUGAAACUAUGCUUUUGUUCCAGAUAUUCCACAAUUGGAAUUGACCGUGUUUGUGUGCUUUAUGACUGCUAUAGUUUCCCAUAAAUGAGGGGCAAAUUGUUGUGUAACUGAAUGGCAGUUUCUUUAGCUUGUCUUACACUAAAUAUAAAAAGAUAUAGGUAUGCUGAUGGUUCAGGUCAAUUAUAGUCUGUCAUCACUUUAACAAUACAUGCCAGAAGUUGGCAUUUAGGGCUAUUAAUGUGCAUUCUUUUCAUCACAAAUUAAUUGUGUGUGUGUGUGUGCAAGCACACAUAUAUAUGUCUAUACACGUACAUAUGUACACACAUAUAUUCACCACAACAUAAACUUUGGCUUUUUGUAAGAAGCAGAUGGAAUAGUUUCUUCUCUCCCAUUAUUAAUAUUUUAAUUAUUUCACUAUUGUUUGCUGUUAUAUGUUCUGUGUAUUCCUGAAUUCUCAUGACCCGUAAUAAAUUAAGAGUUCUGCAUGCUGCUGUGGGAAUGACCAAAGUAUUCCAAAUCCAGCCGUCUGGAAAUCAAAAAUAAUCAAAAGGGCUCUUAUUAUACUACAAGAGUCUUCCUUGGACAAAUGGGAUGCUGCUGCUAAACUGCCCAAUUUUAGUUUCUCUUUUCAGAAUUAUCUUGAGUUUUUGGAGGAACUUUCUUUGUGUAGGUUCCAUCGCAGCAUGUUUUUAACUGAAAUGAAAAUUAAGUGCCUGGCUGAGCUUUGCAUACUUGGGAAAUGGCUUCCCUUUGUUUUAAUGUUGGUAGUAUUUAUUUCGAUCUUUGCUUUAGCCUUGUGCAUUAACGCUACAAUAAGGUGAUCAUAACCAGAUGGCAAUGACAAUCAGAUCAAAACAAAGUUUGAUUCAAGCCAAUCUGAUAUGGUGGAGGGCCACAACCCGUGUGCACAGAAAGUGCAACAUACCCCAAAAGGUAACUCCUUUUUUGUGCCCUGUGCCAUAUUCAGUAGGUCAGCUCAGGACCAAAAAUGGUAAUUUUCCCCCCUGAGAUUUCGAGACAAUCGAACAGUCUGAGAAAUUCCUAGAACUUUCAGAACUUAACUGGCAUAUUCCAUGGUCAAAAAAAGAACAAUGUGUAUAGCCUUGGAUUUUGCUUUCUUUCUCCUUUUUGUCGUAAAUAUAAAAAUAACCAUUCUUCUGAAAUACUUGGAAUCAAUCAAUCAAUAUUGUGAAUUUAGAUUUGAAAACACUUUCAUAAUAAACACUAAGCAUUAGGA